CGAAAGGAGCAGCUCGGCGCCGGCAGCGAGGCUGCACGUCGGGCGCGGCUGUGGAGAAGCACGUCGGUGCCGGCUGUGUAUGGCCAUGUCGAUCUCGUCACGUCGUCGAGCUCGCAGCACACGUUGCCUCGCAGCGCAUGCCGCCCAUCUCUCGCAGCCUCGGUCUGCCGUGCCAGUACUGAUUCGUUCCUUCCCCUCCCCGCUCUGUACCGUGGCUGACUCGUUGUGGCUGACCUGUUUGCGGCAGCCGGUCUCUGCGCUCGCCGUCGACGCAUCCGGCGCACGCGUCGCGACGGGCAGCCUCGACUACGACGUCAAGCUGUGGGACUUUGGCGGCAUGACGGCGUCUCUGCGGCCGUUCAAGUCGUUUGAGCCGGCGGGCACGUACUGGGUGCACGACGUGGCGUGGAGCGCCUCGGGCGAGCAGCUGCUCGUCGCCAGCGGCACGGCGCAGGCCAAGCUCUUCGACCGCGACGGCGCCGAGCUGGCGACGUUCCGCAAGGGCGAUCCGUACAUCCGCGACAUGAACAACACGAACGGCCACGUGGCAGAACUCACGGCCUGCGCGUGGCACCCGACGCAGCCCGACACGUUUCUCACCGCCAGCGCCGACAGCUCGGUGCGCUUCUGGCACGCGGAAGAGAAGCAGAAGCAGGCGCGCGUCAUUGUGGUGCGCAGCAAGGAGCGAGGCACGCGCACCAAGGUGACGGCAAUGGGCGUGUCUCACGACGGACGCACGCUGGGCGCCGCGUGUCUCGACGGCGCGCUGCAUCUGUGGAGCACGAGCAGCAGUCUUGCGCGGCCCAGCAGCAGCAUCGAGGGCGCGCACGAACGCAACACCGAGACGUCGGCGAUUGCCUUUUCGCGCGACGGCCGCACCAUCGCGACGCGCGGCGGCGACGACUCGGUCAAGCUGUGGGACGCGCGCAGCUUCAAGAAGCCCCUCGCCGUGCGCACUGGCCUGCGCAACGAGUACGCGCAGACGAGCCUCAUCUUCAGUCUCGACGAGCGGACACUGCUGACUGGCACGUCUGCGGAGCGUUCCACGGAGCGCGCUGCCGUCGAGGCGGCGGCCGAGCGCGGCGAGGCGCCGCCGCUGCUCUCCUCGGGCGCCAUCGAGGUGCUGUCGCGCGACGAUCUGGCGCCGCUGCGGCGCAUCCCCAUCGGCGGCGGCGAGGCGACGUCCGUCGUGCGUCUCGUCUACGCGCCCAAGAUCAACCAGCUCUUCGCCUCGACGUCGCUCGGCUCCGUGUGCGUCUUUUUCGACGCGCACAAGUCGAGCCGCGGCGCGCUGCUGGCCGUGGCGAAGCGCGCCAAGGUGCGCCCGACGUUCGAGGGCUUUGGCGAGAUGCCCGUCAUCACGCCGGGCGCGGAGAAUGCGGCGGACAGAGGCAUGGGCAUGAGCCAGGCGGCAAAGAAGCGCCGCAUGGAAAAGAUGCGCGCCGACCCGCACGCCAGCCGCAUGCCCGAACGCCCGAUGAGCGGGCCCGGCAAGGGCGGCCGCAUUGGCGCGGCGGCGACGCAGCACGUCGUGCAGAACAUCUACCGCGGCAACACGCGCGACGAAGAUCCUCGCGAGGCGCUGCUCAAGUACGCCGACAAGGCGACGUCCGAUCCUAAAUGGACCACCGCGUGGGCCAAGAACCAGCCCAAGCCCGUGUUUGCGGCGCACGCCGACGAGGGCGAGGCGGAGGGCGAGGGCGACAAGUAAAGGACCCGACGUUUCCUGGCGACGGCGGUGCCGACGGCAUGGCCCGAGCAGAGCAACAAUCGACGAUACCAGCAUCAGAAGGAGUGGUGAAUUCGUGCGACGAAGAGAGGGUAUCAGACAUGAGGCGAGGCGAGGUUAGAGAGGGGAGGGGCGAUGGGGGGAACGUGGAGAGAAGAGGGAG
This is a messenger RNA of Tilletiopsis washingtonensis, 1892 nucleotides long. Its product is annotated as WD40 repeat-like protein. Gene Ontology annotation, biological process: regulation of DNA double-strand break processing. The coding region runs from base 80 to 1711 and encodes 543 amino acids. Gene Ontology annotation, molecular function: protein binding. Lineage: Eukaryota; Fungi; Basidiomycota; Exobasidiomycetes; Entylomatales. Gene Ontology annotation, cellular component: site of double-strand break; nucleus. The transcript is spliced from 3 exons. The record is from RefSeq and is a predicted model, not a curated record.